AUGUUGCCCUGCUUCCGCAGCCGGGUCGCGACCCUCUCCUCCACCUUCACCCCCCGAUUCGCCGCCCGGGCCAGCUACUCGACCACCGUCCCUCGCCUCUCCGAGAACUUCAUCCCUGCCAACGACCCGACCCCGCCUACCGCUAAGCCGAAUGUCUCUGGCACCAAUGCUACUCCCGUUGACGCCAUGGGCGGCUGGGAUGCUCCCCUGAGGGAGGAACCCGAGGCGGGCGAGCGCACCCGUCACCUCCAGGCUCCCAACCGGGCCACCACCUGGGCUGCCAGCCAGCAGCCGAAGGAGAAGGCCAUGGUUGGUCCUCGCUUCGAGCAGACGAUAAUGGAGUUGCAGCCCCAACCCUUGGCUGCCAUUGAGCUCAUCCACAGACAGCCCGUCCGCUGGACGAAAAAGCGCGUCGUCAGCUGUGACGGUGGUGGCGGUCCCCUGGGCCACCCCAAGGUCUUCAUCAACACCGACAAGCCCGAGAUUGCUACCUGCGGCUACUGCGGUCUUCCCUUCGCCCACGAGCAACACCGUGCCUACCUCAAGUCCCUCCCCGCCACCAGCUACCCUCUCGAGCCCACUGGUGAUGCCGCCGAGGUGAACGAGAGCCAGCGUGUGACCGAGGGUGGAUUCGAGCAGCGGUAA
Aspergillus luchuensis is the source of this 645-nucleotide messenger RNA. RefSeq names its product zinc-finger domain-containing protein. Lineage: Eukaryota; Fungi; Ascomycota; Eurotiomycetes; Eurotiales; Aspergillaceae. The record is from RefSeq and is a predicted model, not a curated record. Bases 1 to 645 code for a protein of 214 amino acids. The transcript is spliced from 3 exons. Gene Ontology annotation, biological process: mitochondrial electron transport, NADH to ubiquinone.